Octopus sinensis (East Asian common octopus) is the source of this 1324-nucleotide messenger RNA. Its product is annotated as zinc finger protein 708-like. Lineage: Eukaryota; Metazoa; Mollusca; Cephalopoda; Octopoda; Octopodidae. The transcript has 4 exons. The record is from RefSeq and is a predicted model, not a curated record. Bases 976 to 1302 code for a protein of 108 amino acids.
UUCAUUCCCUGCCGUUGAUGGACCCUCGCCUACAUUAUCACCUGUCUCGUUCGUUUAACAGAUAAUUAGCCAACAUUUAAUUUAAUAGACGUGAUUGCUAAUUAACAAUAUCAAUCAUUUAUCUCCUGCAUUCUUUACCACGUUGAUCUUAAAAAUAUAAAUCAGCAUUCAUGGUAAAACCUAGAAUUUCUUACGAAGCCAUCAUUCGCUUCCUUGGCUAAAGUUCUGACUGCCUCAACGUUCUGCGACUUCGUUGCCGGAUCCUAUAUACCUAUUUCUUUGCUACCCACCAGGGGCUAAACACAGAGGGGACAAACAAGGACAGACAAACGGAUUAAGUCGAUUACAUCGACCCCAGUACGUAACUGGUACUUAUUUAAUCGACCCCGAAAGGAUGAAAGGCAAAGUCGACCUCGGUUUAAUUUCUGACUUGCUUGAACGUACUGCGACUUGUUCCUUGCUGGAUCUCUAUGUUACCUGCUUACUGUCAUUGUCCACCUUGGAUUUAUUGUGAUAUCUUCCUCCUCCACAGGGUCUAUAAACGAUAGAAUAUCAGAGGACAUUGGCAUCAGAGGAAUUUUACUGCAGAAGCGUCAUCAAUAUUUAUCAUAUUUUGAAGAUGAUGUUACACAGAACUGGAUAUAAGAACCCUGUUUAUGUAAAUUAACUGUGAAUUACAGUAAAAUAUUUCUUCUGAGUGACAUUAUUGGUGAAAUUUCUUGGAUUCACUCUGAAACGAGUACAACCUAAAUUUGAAUUCUGAAUAAACUUGGAUAAAUUUAAAAAGACAUUUACAACAUCUGAAGAUAUCAGCAAAGCUUAUAUUUGAUAAAAAUAUGGCAGUUGUAACAUUUGUUAGGAAUAAAAUAUAGAAACAAGAAGAAAGGAAAUUUCCAGACCAUUUUGUUGAAGAAAAAAUUACAGAAAGAGGAAUUGUGUGAGAAUCUUGGAAUUUUGUUAGUUUUAGCUGCAGAGAUGCCAAAAGAAAGAGGAAAAUCUGUAUACGACUGUGAUAUCUGUGGUAAAUCAUUCUCUCUAAAGAGUUACAUAGCUACUCACAAACUUAGUCAUACAGGAGACAAACCAUAUCAAUGUGAUAUCUGUGGUAAAUCAUUCACUCAAAACAGUCACGUAACUAAACACAAACUUACUCAUACAGGAGAGAAACCAUAUCAUUGUGAUAUCUGUGGUAAAUCAUUCUCUCUAAAGAGUUACAUAGCUACUCACAAACUUAGUCAUACAGGAGAGAAACCAUAUCAGUGUGAUAUCUGUGGUAAAUCAUUCUCUGUGAGAGUAACUUAACUAUACACAAACUUACUCAUAC